Molecule: messenger RNA, 3320 nt
Organism: Austrofundulus limnaeus
Lineage: Eukaryota; Metazoa; Chordata; Actinopteri; Cyprinodontiformes; Rivulidae
Gene: rnd3a
Product: Rho family GTPase 3a
Exons: 5
Coding region: 127-858 (243 amino acids)
Biological process (GO): small GTPase-mediated signal transduction
Molecular function (GO): GTP binding; GTPase activity
Source: RefSeq, a predicted model, not a curated record
ACCGGCACACACAGCAGCAGCAGCAGGCGGAGGAGGAGACACCGGAGGACCGACACGCAGAGACAGGAGGGGACACACUGUUUUUCGACGCUUACCAACACGUCCAGGAUCUGUACGGUUCCCUCAAUGAAGGACAGACGGUGCGGCCCGGUGUCSUCCCUGAAGUCCGGCAUGGAUCCGAGCCAGAGCGUGAAGUGUAAGAUCGUGGUGGUGGGGGACAGCCAGUGUGGGAAGACCGCUCUGCUUCACGUGUUCGCCAAGGACUGUUUCCCAGAGAGCUAUGUCCCCACGGUGUUUGAAAACUACACGGCCAGUUUUGAAAUCGACACCCAGAGGAUCGAGCUCAGCCUGUGGGACACCUCAGGAUCCCCCUAUUACGACAAUGUGAGGCCCCUCUCCUAUCCGGACUCCGAUGCUGUCCUCAUCUGUUUUGACAUCAGCAGACCGGAAACCCUUGACAGUGUUUUGAAAAAGUGGAAAGGGGAGAUCCAGGAGUUUUGUCCAAACACUAAGAUGCUUUUAGUUGGCUGCAAAUCAGACCUGCGCACUGAUCUGAGCACGCUAGUGGAGCUGUCCAACCAUCGCCAGACGCCCGUCUCCUACGACCAGGGUUCCAGCAUGGCCAAGCAGAUCUCAGCGCCUUACAUCGAGUGCUCGGCUCAGCAGUCGGAGAACAGCGUCAGGGACAUUUUCCACAUGGCCACACUGGCCUGCAUCAACAAGAACAACAAGAACGUCAAACGCGGCAAGACCGCACGAGCCAACAAGAGGAUUUCACACAUGCCCAGUCGGCCCGACCUGGCAGCCGUCGCCACCGACCUACGGAAGGACAAGGCCAAAAGUUGUUCGGUCAUGUGACUUAUCAGACUGUGAAAAGGGGGCGGGGUCAAACUGAACAAGAGGAUGAUAUUACUGUGGAAGCAGGAAGCUACGGGACAAAGCUCUAUCCUGCAUGCAAAAGACACAUUUUUUUUGGUCUGGAAAGGGGGUUUUAUAAGCUUGAGAUCAUUUUACUGGAAUAUUCUGGACUGCACCAAUAGAGACUCAAUGUGUUGUAGAGUCCCAGUCGUUGUACGCCCCACCUCACCUCACCCCCUCCCCCGAUCCCACCAGACAAGGAAACUAUCAAUCAGCGAGCUACCUGCUCUAGGAAGAGACCGGCUUCCUUUGCGAGGCCGAAGCGGAUGCAGCCGAGUCUUUCCUUGGCAAACGGGAAAUGAGCAGGAGGGGUGAUGUCAUUCCUCACAUGUGAAGGCUUUUCUAGAAUGUGCAAUCUUUUGAAUGAGAGCCAAAGCCGGCGAUUUGGGAGGGUGGAUACAAAAAAAAAAAGAAGAGCUGUUUGUACCGGAUCAACAACUUUUAUUAUUUUGCUCGAAGGGCUCGUACGACAGCUCAUCACUGUGUUUGGAACCGAGUCACGCUCAGACCUGCUCCAGUGACUGUCAGUCUGUCUGCAGAAGAGACCGAACAUGAAGCUCCGUCUCUUGAUCUGUUUGUUGGUGAAAUGUGAAGUUUGCGUGUAAUUGUGUUUUUUUUUUUCUUUUUUUUUUUAGUUAAACCUUUUGUAGAUCUGAUCAUGAAGAGCUGAGUGGCAGAGGCUGAACUCUUAAUCUGUCACUUCAACAACAAAAUAAUUCUAAAAUAAAAAAUACACAUUACCAUCCGGUUGUGUUUGGGAUCAAAAUGACCCAAAUGGCCUCAGUGUUAAUACUUGUAGGUCAUUUUGAUCCAAGGGCAAACAGAGGGUCAAACCAUUAAUAGACACAAAAGCACUACCCUACCCCGGAUAUUUAUUAAUUUUUUUCUUUGUUUAUAUUACAAACUCUGCCCGCGCACUUUUACACAAAAACAGUUUACUGUCCAUACCGCACCACUAGAUGGCGAACAUCCACGGUAACGACAUAAAAUGCAAAGAAUUAUUCUAAGCUUGGCUAAAAAAUUUCUGUGAACAAGUGUUAUUUUUUAGUUUCCUUUCACCUAACCUUUUUUUAGCACAUGGUUAAAAAUCAUUGGUUACCGGAUCAGAAUAACGUAACAACUGUGGGGGAAAAAUGGUCAAAACAUUUCAGUCGACAUUUUAGUUUCAACCUCUUUUUGUCAGAGGAAUAGGUUAAUAUGUCUCAUAUUUCUCAUGGGUUCUGUAACUCGAGUCCAUAUGAAUACACCAACAACAGUUUUUAAAAUCAUCUAAAGCUCAGUUUGUGUUAGGAGCAGUGUUAGAAACGCACUAGAAAAUUCACAUUUAAAAAUAAAAUGGUACAAAAACGACUUAUACGGUGGCCUUAAUGAGGUGAAGAAAUAACAAAAACAAAAAAAAUACCUGAAAAAGUAAAAAGACCUUUCAUAUAACUGGUUGGAAACCAAUUAAAGCCACAAAGACUGUGGAACCAAGUSUUUUGAAUGAAAAUACUGCUCUUGGUUCAGGAUUUAAAAGGUCCUCAGUCCAAAAUAAAGGGUUAACGUUUCUAGCCUUGUUGGGCCACACAAGUUUAAUGCCAAGAAAAAGGCUAAAAUAUGUCUGAAAUAGUUAAAUUUUUAGCUUGUUAGCUAAUAAGCUACUGAUCUGAUAACUUAAAACCUCCCACUAAUAAGCUAAAGUAAAUACAGACAUUUCUCAAAGAAACCUUUUUAAAUGUUACAAAGCAGAGUUGGCUUCUGUUCUGAAAAAAUGUCAAAUGUUUGCAAACAAGGUUUCCAGAGUUAGCACCCUAGCUAACUGGCUGAGGUGCUAACUAUGGGUGUUGGCUAACUCUAACACUAGCUUGUUAGCUAACUAGCUGACUCGAAGGGGUGCUAGCUAACACGUGAUUAGCCCUCAGCUCUCUGCCCAUUUCAGCCACACAGUGCCGUUUUCUUCUCUGAUUAACUAAAUUUAAAGUAUUCAAAUKGAUAUUUUUCUGCCUGAUUUGAAAGUUUUAGGUCAUUCCAAAUGUUAAAGGAUUUAUGUGUUGUUUAAAUUAUAGCAUGUUACAAUGUAAACAAUGGGUAGCCUUGGGAGAAAAUUACUUUUAAGAGUGUUUUUUUUUUUUUGUUGUUGCUUCAAAACAUGGUGCAGAUUAAUUUAAAUGUCAAAAUUUAGAAAUGCACUUUUCUACAAAUUUACCAUUGAGCUCAGCAACUGGUUUAUUCAGCUGCCGGAGCAUUUGGCAUUGCGGUGCCCCAGCUCCUGCCUACAUUUUGUAAAUGUGUUAUUUUUGCCGUGUGUUGACUCGUCUGUUCUUGAAUGUUGAUGUCAUCUUCAAAAUGUCUUUGCCAAUGUUGUUGCAACAAUAUUUAUUGAAUUAUAUAUUUUUUUCCGUUUAGAAUAAAUGCAUAAAAAA